ACGUUCACCGCUGGGUAGGAAUUGUCAUCAACACGGUCGUGGUCAAAAGUUGCAUUUCCAUCCGUCAUACGGUUGUUGGGUCCUUACAGUGGAAUCAACAUCCAUUUCAGACAACCGCAGAUCCAAAGACAUUUGUUGGGAGGGACAUGAUGGCCAGCUCAGCUCGGCGUCUGGGUCAGUUGGCCGUUCAGACGCGCCUCUCAUCGGCACUCCGACCAUUGGUCAAUCCGUGGAUAUGUCGCCGCUGUAUCUACAAAACUUCGAUUGGCACGAGCCGAUGGGCUUCUUCCACAACGAGCUCUGCUUCCCCGUCAGGUGGUGAAGCCAAGUCUGCGAGCCCAUCCUAUCCUUUUCUGGAUACCUUCCCACGCCGUCAUGUUGGACCGGAUGAGGCUGAUACGGUCAAAAUGCUCGCCGCACUUUCCCCGCCUGUCGAGUCUUUAAAUGCCUUCGUCAAGGAGGUCAUCCCCGCCGACAUUCUCUCUAACAAGGAGAUGGAGAUCAAUAAUGGCCAGACUUACACAGAGUCGCAACUGGUCGACAAGUUCAACAGCUUGAAGUACAAGCAAAGCACGGCCACCAGUUUCAUCGGCGCUGGGUACUAUACCAGUAUUACGCCUCCAGUCAUCCAGCGAAACGUCCUUGAGAGCCCUGCUUGGUAUACGAGCUACACGCCAUAUCAGCCUGAGAUCAGCCAGGGCCGUCUGGAGUCUUUGGUCAACUUCCAGACCAUGGUGACAGAUUUGACGGCCUUGCCCAUCUCCAACGCCAGUCUCCUCGACGAGGGUACCGCCGCUGCCGAGGCCAUGACACUAUCGAUGAACGCCCUGCCAUCAUCCCGGGUCAAGCGCCCAGGCAAGACGUUUGUUGUGUCGGACAAACUCCACAGCCAAACCGUAGCAGUUCUGCGUGGUCGUGCGGACGGGUUCGGUAUUCGUGUCCUGGAACUGAACGUCACGAGCGACGAAGCCCGAACCGAGAUCCAGAACUUGGGGGACGACUUGGUGGGCGUCAUGGUCCAGUAUCCCGAUACAUACGGCGGCGUGGAGAAUUUCCGAGAUUUGGCGGCCCUGGUCCACGAGCAGGGCUCGCUCUUGAGCUGCGCCACGGACCUGCUAGCCUUGAGCUUGCUCACACCACCCGGCGAAUGGGGGGCCGACAUUGCCUUUGGCAGCGCCCAGAGGUUUGGCGUGCCGCUGGGAUUCGGUGGCCCACACGCCGCCUUUUUCGCCGUCACAGAGAAGCACAAGCGAAAGAUUCCUGGCAGAUUGGUGGGCCUGUCCAAGGAUCGACUGGGUGGCAAGGCCUACCGACUGGCCCUGCAGACGCGCGAGCAGCAUAUCCGGCGGGAAAAGGCGACGAGCAACGUCUGCACAUCACAAGCCUUGUUGGCUAACAUGAGUGCUCUGUAUGCCAUCUACCACGGCCCCGAGGGCAUUAAAGCUAUAGCAGAGCGCGCCGUGCGUGGCGCUCGCGCCCUUCAGGCCGGCAUAAAGGCUUAUGGAUUUCAGACUUCCGCUUCUGGGGUUGAUGGACAUGUGCUGUUUGAUACGGUAGUGGUCCAGACUCCGGGGACGCUGCAGGAUGCUGUGUUGAGACGGGCCGGCAAGCAACACAUUCUCCUGCGCAGGAUUGGUAAUGACCAAGUCGGUAUUAGCGUUGACGAGGCCACCACCUCCGAGCAUCUAACCGCCAUCUUGGACUGUUUCCGGGAAUUGAAACCGGCGACUUGUACCGAGACGCGGGCGGCGGCUGAGAUCAUGGUGGAAUGUCUAGAGCAGAACUCCGGGUCUGUGACCAUCCCCGACGUGUUCCGCAGAACCUCGAGCUACCUCUCGCAUCCCGUAUUCAACACUCACCAUUCCGAAACUGAGCUAUUACGGUACAUCUACCACCUGCAAUCCAAGGAUCUGUCCCUUGUGCACUCCAUGAUUCCCCUGGGCUCGUGCACUAUGAAGCUCAACGGUACCACCGAGAUGAGUCUGAUCACAGACAGUUAUUUCUCCCAGCUCCAUCCCCAUGCGGCAGACGAAUAUGCCGUGGGGUACACCAAGAUGCUCUCCUGGUUUAAACAACAGCUUGCAACCAUCACCGGCAUGGACGGCGUGUCCGUGCAGCCCAACUCGGGCGCGCAAGGCGAGUUCGCUGGUCUGCGCACCAUUCGUGAAUACCUCAAGGUGCACGGUCAAGGAGACAAGAAGCGCGACAUCUGCCUGAUCCCCGUGUCGGCUCAUGGCACCAAUCCAGCAUCGGCAGCGAUGGCCGGCAUGCGUGUCGUGCCCAUCAAAUGUGACACCAAGACGGGCAACCUGGACUUGGCUGAUCUCGAAGCCAAGUGCAAGCAGUACCAAGACGAGCUUGGCGCCAUCAUGAUUACGUAUCCGAGCACGUUCGGCGUCUUUGAGCCUGGAAUCAAAAAAGUGUGCGCCCUUGUCCACGAACACGGCGGCCAGGUUUACAUGGACGGCGCCAACAUGAACGCCCAGAUCGGACUUUGCUCACCCGGCGAAAUUGGUGCUGACGUCUGCCACCUGAAUUUACAUAAGACCUUCUGUAUUCCCCACGGCGGAGGCGGUCCCGGCGUGGGCCCCAUCUGCGUCAAAGAACAUCUGGUCAAGCACCUGCCAGGGACGGUUGGAGUCGAGGGCGAUGCCCUCCCCGUGAGCAGUGCCAAAUAUGGCAGUGCCAGCAUCAAUCUCAUUAGCUGGGCUUAUAACACACUCAUGGGUGGCCAGGGCUUAACUCACGCGACCAAGAUGACGUUGCUCAACGCCAACUACCUCAUGUCGCGGCUCAAGCCUCAUUAUUCCAUUUUAUACACCAAUCAACACCAGCGCUGCGCCCACGAGUUUAUUCUCGACGUGCGGCCCUUCAAGGAGACGGUGGGCGUCGAGGCCAUCGACAUUGCCAAGCGGUUGCAAGAUUACGGCUUCCACGCACCCACCAUGUCGUGGCCCGUUCCCAACACACUCAUGAUCGAGCCGACCGAGUCCGAAAGCAAAGAGGAGCUCGACCGCUUCGUUGAUGCCCUCGUUUCUAUCCGAGAAGAGAUCCGCGAGGUGGAAGAAGGGAAGCAGCCCCGCGAGCGAAACGUGCUGAAGAUGGCACCGCAUCCGAUCCACGACAUCAUCGAUGGAGACGGCGGUAAUUGGGACCGAAGCUACAGCCGUGAUAAGGCCGCGUACCCGCGGGCUUGGCUGCGCGAGAAGAAGUUCUGGCCUACUGUGGGCAGGGUCGACGAUACCUAUGGCGACAUGAACCUUUUCUGCACAUGCCCGCCUGUCGAGGAUACCACGGGUGAUGCCUAGACGUCGAGACAUGGGCAUUGCAGUUCACGUCGAGGAAAUGGCCCAAGGCGCCUCCACUCACGUGUCAAUACACGUCUGUCAAUACACGUGUAAAUCUAUGGAAAAGGGUGCGAA
Molecule: messenger RNA, 3422 nt
Organism: Pseudomassariella vexata
Lineage: Eukaryota; Fungi; Ascomycota; Sordariomycetes; Amphisphaeriales; Pseudomassariaceae
Product: glycine cleavage system P-protein-domain-containing protein
Exons: 2
Coding region: 147-3308 (1053 amino acids)
Biological process (GO): glycine decarboxylation via glycine cleavage system
Cellular component (GO): mitochondrion; glycine cleavage complex
Molecular function (GO): glycine dehydrogenase (decarboxylating) activity; glycine binding; pyridoxal phosphate binding
Source: RefSeq, a predicted model, not a curated record